AGAGAAGAGACAAGGUCACAACACGGUGUUAUUAAAAAGAGAGAGAGAACAGACAGUCUGGUUUGUCCUCCAUCAGCCACUGCAGAGGAAAAUGACGAAUCAGAGCUCUGUGGUCCUCCCUCAACCCUCCCUUUUCUCCCUCCGUCUCCCUGUAUCUCUCUCAGUUCCUCUCACAACGUGAUGCUCUGCGGUGCUCCACACUGAAGCUGCUGUCGUCAGCCAUUAGGUCCCCAAUCAAACAGGAGCUGACUGUAGUUGGAUGAGUGCCAUUCCAACAUGUUCAAGUCCCUGUUUGUCUGCGCAAUUCUGGGAGUGUUGGUGAUCUCAGUGAAGUGUAACUUGAUAUCAGUAUGCCUCGAUGACAAGAAACUGAGAGUAGACUGUCGGGUCCAGCCCAAGCCUAGCAAGAUCAACAGCUAUGAGUUCUCCUGGUCCUCUGGAUCCAAGGAGUUGGUCAUCAAUACCAAUGGGUCAGGUUCGGCAGCAGACCUGCAGUUCAAAGACAAAAGUCAGGUUGAGGCGCUGUUACCUCACGGAUACAGGAUGACAUUGCAGGGCUUCACAGACAAACUGCCACACAACACGACCUACAUGUGCAAAAUAUCUGGGGUGCCUGCCACAGUCACGCUGGAGAAUGCGAAACUCCUUCAGUGUUCAGCCGUCAGCAUGUUUCUGCAGAGCUCCUGCAUCUGGACCAUUUGUCUGCUUCUUUUCUUCUGCAACACUCAGACCUAAAAUCCUGUGUUGGCACGCCGUCAUAACCAUGCCUCAGCAUCCAGCCUCAUGCACAAACAUCUCCACAUACUUAAGGCAACAGAGCUAUGGGUCAGUCAGUUAUUCUUCUCCCAGCUGCAGUUUAUAUCAUGCAAAUAGAAGGAAAAUGUUCAAUAGAAGCAUGCAAACAAGUAUUUCCUAAAGACUCACACACUUAAGUAUGUAUAUAUGUAUG
Molecule: messenger RNA, 949 nt
Organism: Thalassophryne amazonica
Lineage: Eukaryota; Metazoa; Chordata; Actinopteri; Batrachoidiformes; Batrachoididae
Product: thy-1 membrane glycoprotein-like
Exons: 4
Coding region: 277-735 (152 amino acids)
Source: RefSeq, a predicted model, not a curated record